CAGACGGUACCUAGGGGGAUCCGGGCGCAGCCAAUCCUGGCCCGAGGAUUGUGUUGGGGGGCUUGGCAGGGGAUGUCCCGACCCCCCUUUCUGGGCAUCCUGGGGAUGACCCCAGCGCCGGGCCCGGCGCCGGCCGCCUGAUGCCAGGCGAGCUGAGCUGGGGAUGCUGGAACGAAGGGCGUUGCUAUGGCAACGGGAGGCAGGGCCUGGUGGGGGGGACCGGGCCCGGGCUGGGACCGGGGGGGCCGGCGGUGGCUGUGGUGGGGCGAUGGCGGAGCGCGGCCCGGCCUUCUGCGGCCUGUACGACACGUCCUCGCUGCUGCAAUACUGCAACGAUGACAAUUUGUCGGGCACGAGCGGUAUGGAAGUGGACGACCGCGUGUCGGCGCUGGAGCAGCGGCUGCAGUUACAGGAAGACGAGCUGGCGGUCCUAAAGGCGGCGCUGGCGGAUGCUCUGCGUCGCCUGCGGGCAUGCGAAGAACAGGGAGCGGCGCUACGCGCGCGGGGCACCCCCAAGGGCCGGGCGCCUCCGCGCUUAGGCACCACUGCCUCGGUGUGUCAGCUCUUGAAAGGCCUUCCCACCAGGACGCCCCUUAAUGGCUCGGGACCCCCGCGGCGCGUGGGUGGCUAUGCCACGUCCCCAUCCUCUCCCAAGAAGGAGGCGACCUCCGGGCGCAGCAGUGUCCGCCGCUACUUGUCACCAGAGCGCCUCGCCUCGGUGCGCCGUGAGGACCCCCGCAGCCGGACCACAUCCUCCAGCAGCAACUGUAGCGCCAAAAAGGAAGGCAAAACCAAAGAAGUUAUCUUCAGUGUGGAGGAUGGCUCCGUGAAAAUGUUCCUGAGGGGCCGCCCUGUGCCCAUGAUGAUCCCAGACGAGCUGGCACCCACCUACAGCCUGGACACACGCUCGGAGCUGCCUUCUUGCCGGCUCAAGCUGGACUGGGUCUAUGGCUACCGUGGCCGAGACUGCCGGGCCAACCUUUAUUUGCUGCCCACCGGGGAGAUAGUGUACUUUGUGGCCUCCGUAGCCGUGCUAUACAGCGUGGAGGAGCAGAGGCAGCGACACUACCUGGGACACAACGAUGACAUCAAAUGCUUGGCCAUCCACCCAGAUAUGGUCACCAUCGCCACGGGACAGGUGGCGGGCACCACUAAGGAAGGGAAGCCGCUGCCGCCCCACGUGCGCAUCUGGGACUCAGUUUCCCUCUCCACCUUACACGUGCUGGGCUUGGGGGUGUUUGACAGAGCCGUGUGCUGUGUGGGCUUCUCCAAAUCUAAUGGAGGCAACCUGCUCUGUGCAGUGGAUGAAUCCAAUGAUCACAUGCUCUCGGUGUGGGACUGGGCCAAGGAGACCAAGGUGGUGGAUGUCAAGUGCUCCAAUGAGGCUGUAUUGGUGGCCACCUUCCACCCCACGGACCCCACUGUGCUUAUCACCUGCGGGAAAUCUCACAUCUACUUCUGGACCUUGGAGGGGGGCAGCUUGAGCAAGCGGCAAGGCCUCUUUGAGAAACAUGAGAAACCGAAGUAUGUGCUGUGUGUGACCUUUUUGGAAGGUGGCGACGUGGUCACAGGGGACUCUGGGGGGAACCUCUAUGUUUGGGGCAAAGGUGGGAACCGUAUCACACAGGCGGUGCUGGGCGCCCACGACGGCGGCGUGUUUGGGCUCUGCGCCCUGCGGGACGGGACGCUGGUGUCUGGAGGGGGCCGUGAUCGGCGGGUGGUCCUCUGGGGUUCUGACUACAGCAAGCUGCAGGAAGUGGAGGUCCCUGAGGACUUUGGCCCCGUGCGCACCGUGGCAGAGGGCCACGGAGACACACUGUAUGUGGGGACCACCCGCAAUUCCAUCCUGCAGGGCUCCGCGCAUACAGGCUUCUCACUGCUGGUCCAGGGCCAUGUGGAAGAGCUGUGGGGCCUGGCCACACACCCCAGUCGGGCCCAGUUUGUGACCUGCGGGCAGGAUAAGCUGGUGCAUCUAUGGAGCUCAGAUUCCCACCAGCCCCUGUGGAGCAGGAUCAUCGAGGACCCUGCCCGCUCAGCCGGCUUCCACCCCAGUGGCUCUGUCCUGGCUGUGGGUACAGUGACUGGCAGAUGGCUGCUGCUGGACACGGAGACCCAUGACCUGGUGGCUAUCCACACAGACGGCAAUGAACAGAUCUCAGUGGUCAGCUUCUCCCCAGACGGGGCGUACCUGGCCGUGGGCUCCCACGACAACUUGGUGUACGUGUACACGGUGGACCAGGGCGGCCGCAAGGUCAGCCGCCUGGGCAAGUGCUCGGGCCAUUCCAGUUUUAUCACCCACCUGGAUUGGGCCCAGGACAGCAGCUGCUUUGUCACCAACUCCGGGGACUAUGAGAUUCUGUACUACGUGAGCCACCACGCCCGGCCAGAUGCGGGUUUAAAAGCGAUGCUCCUGCUUACGCUGCGGGCUGUGAAGACCCAGCGUGUGAUGCCUCCUCAGCCAGUCCUGACAGGGGACCCGGCUACCUGUAAGCAGAUCACCAGUGCGGAUGCUGUGAGGAACAUGGAAUGGGCCACAGCUACUUGUGUCCUAGGGUUUGGGGUGUUUGGGAUCUGGUCUGAGGGGGCGGACGGCACUGAUAUCAACGCUGUGGCCCGCUCCCAUGAUGGGAAGUUGCUGGCUUCAGCUGAUGACUUUGGCAAAGUUCAUCUGUUUAGCUACCCCUGCUGUCAGCCUCGAGCCCUCAGCCACAAGUACGGUGGACACAGCAGCCAUGUGACAAAUGUGGCCUUCUUGUGGGAUGACAGCAUGGCCCUGACCACAGGGGGCAAGGACACCAGUGUGCUACAGUGGCGGGUGGUCUGAUGCGCCCAGGGAAGAGUCAGGUGUCAGGGCAGGAAUUCUAUUUUCGGGAGAUGUCUAUUGCCGAGUAGAGUAAUAUAUACCCAGAGUAUGUCUAUAGCAGAGGGGGUUAUGGGGGCGGGAGGGUAGAUUGACAGACAGAAGUCUCUAUUUAUCCGGGUGGGAAGAGGGAGUCACAUCGCUUUGGGGAUCCAUCGGUGUUUGGUUUGGGGUGUUUUUUAAGUUUUUUCUUUUGUAUCAUCCAGAAAUAAAGACACGUACACUAA
Messenger RNA from Gorilla gorilla gorilla (western lowland gorilla), 3087 nucleotides. It is a transcript of the gene EML2, whose product is annotated as EMAP like 2. Gene Ontology annotation, cellular component: mitotic spindle. The transcript is spliced from 23 exons. Gene Ontology annotation, molecular function: microtubule binding. The coding region runs from base 164 to 2824 and encodes 886 amino acids. The record is from RefSeq and is a predicted model, not a curated record. NCBI's taxonomy places the organism in Eukaryota, Metazoa, Chordata, Mammalia, Primates, Hominidae. Gene Ontology annotation, biological process: microtubule cytoskeleton organization.